UGGUGUGAAGCCAAUCAAAACUUCACAUGCAGGAAAAAACUGGGAAAGAAAAAAAAUAGUGUGCUGAAAGCCCGAGUUUUCCCGGGGUGGGUUUUAAUCAUGAUUAAUUUUUUUUCGAACGUCACUUCCCCUGAUUAAGAAGCCUACAACAAUUCUCUUUUUCUUUUUCUUUCUUUUUUCUUUACAAAAUAAUAAAAAUGUUCAGCACCAAGGCUUCUUCUAUUUUACGUUCAACUGUUCAUGUUGCUCGUCGUACUUAUGCUAACAACGGUGGUUAUGAAUCCACCUACAAGAACUUGAUGAUCAACAAGGAUACCAAGGUUAUCUGUCAAGGUUUCACUGGUAAACAAGGUACUUUCCACUCCCAACAAGCCAUUGAAUACGGUACCAACAUGGUCGGUGGUGUUUCUCCCAAGAAGGCCGGUCAAACUCACCUUGGUCUUCCUGUUUUCGGUUCUGUUCGUGAAGCUGCUGAACAAACCAAGGCUGAUGCCAGUGUCAUUUACGUUCCUCCUCCUGCUGCCGCUGCUGCUGUUUUGGAUGCUAUUGAAGCUGAAAUUCCUUUGGUUGUUGCUAUUACUGAAGGCAUUCCUCAACACGACAUGAUGCGUGUUAAGCAAGCCUUGAUGACUCAAAACAAGACUCGUUUGGUUGGUCCCAACUGUCCUGGUAUGAUCUCUGCUGAACAAUGUAAGAUUGGUAUCAUGCCUGGUUCUAUCUUGAAGCGUGGUAGAAUUGGUAUUGUUUCUCGUUCUGGUACUUUGACCUAUGAAGCUGUUCAACAAACCACAGAUGUUAACCUCGGUCAAACUCUCUGUGUUGGUAUUGGUGGCGAUCCUUUGAAUGGUACCAACUUCAUUGACUGUCUCAAGGUCUUCUUGGAAGAUAAGGAAACUGAAGGUAUUAUCAUGAUUGGUGAAAUCGGUGGUACUGCCGAAGAAGAAGCUGCUGAAUUCUUGAAGGAAUACAACUUGACCAGAGAUGUUCCUAAGCCUGUUGUUUCUUUCAUUGCUGGUUUGACUGCUCCUCCAGGUCGUAGAAUGGGUCAUGCUGGUGCUAUCAUUUCUGGUGGUAAGGGUGGUGCUGGUGAUAAGAUCAAGGCUCUUGAAAAUGCCGGUGUUCGAGUCACUCCUUCUCCUGCCAAGUUGGGUACUACUUUGUUGCAAGCCAUGAAGGAUGCUGGUUUGGCUUAAUAUAUAUAUAUAUAUAAUAUCCCCUUACUCUUUUAUGUUGUUUUUUUAUAUAUUACGUAAAAAUAUAAGAUAGACUUUUUUA
Gilbertella persicaria is the source of this 1275-nucleotide messenger RNA. RefSeq names its product succinyl-CoA ligase subunit alpha. Gene Ontology annotation, molecular function: succinate-CoA ligase (GDP-forming) activity; succinate-CoA ligase (ADP-forming) activity. The transcript has 5 exons. Bases 198 to 1193 code for a protein of 331 amino acids. The record is from RefSeq and is a predicted model, not a curated record. Gene Ontology annotation, cellular component: succinate-CoA ligase complex (ADP-forming); mitochondrion. Gene Ontology annotation, biological process: tricarboxylic acid cycle. Lineage: Eukaryota; Fungi; Mucoromycota; Mucoromycetes; Mucorales; Choanephoraceae.